Molecule: messenger RNA, 1443 nt
Organism: Tribolium castaneum (red flour beetle)
Lineage: Eukaryota; Metazoa; Arthropoda; Insecta; Coleoptera; Tenebrionidae
Exons: 4
Coding region: 70-1230 (386 amino acids)
Source: RefSeq, a predicted model, not a curated record
AAAUUCAAAACUGGCGCGUCAGGUGUGCAACCACAUGACGUUUCCUCUCUAGUUCUCGUAGUGCGAGAAAUGGCGGACGAGAAAAAUGUGGAGAAAACAAUUUCGGAAGACUUGGUCGUUACCAAGUAUAAAAUGGCCGGAGAAAUUGUUAACAGAAUUUUGAAACAAGUUCUCGAAAAAUGUAAGCCAGGCAGCUCAGUUCGCGAGAUUUGCGAGUUCGGAGACCAGCUUAUCACGGAAGAAACGAGCAAAGUUUUCAAGAAGGAGAAGGAGCUAAAGAAGGGAAUUGCCUUCCCGACGUGUGUCUCGGUCAACAACUGUAUUUGCCAUUUUUCUCCCAUUGCCAGUGAGUCUGAUUAUGUCCUGAAGGACGGGGAUAUGGUCAAAGUUGAUUUGGGCGCGCAUAUCGACGGUUUCAUCGCCGUGGUGGCCCACACGAUAAUCCUAGGUGUCUCAAGCGAGCACAAGGCCACCGAUCGAAAAGCCGACGUAAUGCUCGCAGCACAUUAUGCUUCCGAAGCCGCUCUAAGACUACUAAAGCCCGGCAACGAAACAUACACAAUCACUGACGCCGUUCAAAGAGUGGCCGAAUCGUUCAAAUGUAAGCCAGUCGAGGGCAUGUUAAGCCACCAACUGAAACAGUUCAAAAUCGACGGCGAGAAAACCAUCAUUCAAAACCCGAACGAAGCGCAGAAGAAAGAGCACGAAAAGUUCGAACUGGACAAGCAUGAGGUGUAUGCCAUGGACGUGCUGAUCAGCACCGGCGAAGGCGUGGGCAGAGAGGGCGAUAAUCGUGUCUCGAUUUACAAAAAAACCGACGAAACUUAUCAGUUAAAACUCAAAGCUUCGAGGAUGUUUUACAGCGAAGUGCGCACCAAGCACGGGAAUAUGCCCUUCAACUUGAGGAGUUUUCAGGACGAGACCAAGGCCAAAAUGGGGGUGGUGGAGUGCGUCAAAAAUAAGUUAAUAGAACCGUUCCAAGUGCUUUACGAAAAACCGGGCGAAUUUGUGGCCCAUUUCAAGUUCACGGUGUUGUUGAUGCCGAACGGCCCCCACAAAAUCACAGGGCUGCCUUUCGACCCCGAACUGUACAAAUCGGAGCACUCCAUCAGCGAUCCACAAGUCCAGUCGAUACUCAAGAGUUCUGCUAACCCUAAAGCUGCCAAAAAGAAAAAAAGGAAGACGGAAGGUGAAGUGGACCAACCAAUGGAAGUCGAAGCUGUAGCUUAAAAACAAAUACUAGUUUUAUACAAGCUUUCUCCUCACACUCGGCACUUUGUAUUAUUUUAUUAUCUAAGUUUUGUAUUUCAUUUCUUUUUUAAAUUUUCAUGACGAGAUUUUUUCUUCAAUAAAACUGACCCCAAGUGUUGAAAUUGUUAACUUUAAUAGAUUUUAUAUUGCUGUGACAGCAAUAUGAUGAAUGAAUAAAUAUAGUGUUUGGUA